Messenger RNA from Podarcis raffonei (Aeolian wall lizard), 847 nucleotides. RefSeq names its product TATA-box binding protein associated factor 10 (gene TAF10). Gene Ontology annotation, molecular function: RNA polymerase II general transcription initiation factor activity; promoter-specific chromatin binding. The record is from RefSeq and is a predicted model, not a curated record. The transcript is spliced from 5 exons. Gene Ontology annotation, cellular component: nucleus; transcription factor TFIID complex; SAGA complex. Bases 62 to 766 code for a protein of 234 amino acids. Lineage: Eukaryota; Metazoa; Chordata; Lepidosauria; Squamata; Lacertidae. Gene Ontology annotation, biological process: transcription initiation at RNA polymerase II promoter.
GGCUGGGCUCGCGGCGCCUGCGCAGAAGCUUCUUGGAGCGACGCUGAUUGCCCGGGACUCCAUGAGCGCCAUCGGGGGAAGCGGAGUCGGCGGCGGCGGAGGAGGAGGAGGCGGCGGCUUGGAGCCCGACCUCAGCCCGGCCGUCCCCGUCCCCCUCCCCGCCGUCGGGGGAGACAGCGCCAAGGGCAGCCCGGGGCUCGUGGCGGCCGUGGCCGGAGCCGGAGGGGCCGGUGCCUCCUCCUCCUCUUCUUCCUCCUCCUCCUCUUCCUCCUCCUCUUCCUCCUCGUCCUCACUGCUGGCGCAUCCCGCGGAGGCGGCGCCCUCGGUGCCCAACGGGAUCUUUGCUCCGCCCGGAGCGGCCGCCAACGGGGACUCGAAGCCUGCUGCCCUCGCCGCCGCCUCCUCCUCCUCGGCCUCCGCCGCCCCGGCCUCCUCUCCUGCCUCCAGCGCCCCGCUGGUCGACUUCCUGCUGCAGCUGGAGGAUUACACGCCCACGAUCCCAGAUGCCGUCACGGGCUACUACCUGAACCGCGCAGGCUUCGAAGCUUCCGAUCCGCGCAUCAUCCGCCUGAUCUCCUUGGCCGCCCAGAAGUUCAUCUCCGACAUUGCCAACGACGCUCUGCAGCACUGCAAGAUGAAGGGGACAGCCUCUGGCAGCUCCCGAAACAAGAACAAGGACAAGAAGUACACCCUCACCAUGGAGGACCUUGCGCCCGCGCUCUCCGAGUACGGCAUCAACGUCAAGAAGCCCCACUACUUCACUUAGCUGCCCAGCCCCCUGGAUUCGCUCUUGGACUGCUUCUCUUUCCUCUUGGCUGCUGUACCAUUAAAGUUCUCCCUUUCUGGA